GAGCAACAUCGCGGCGUACGGGAUCUCCUCGUGGUGGACAAAUAACAGUCUGGAUUACACGGCCCUUAUAAAUAGGGCCAAUUCCUUCUACUUAGUCUGACGGAAGUCAAAUCUCCCAGGAAUCCAACCCAAAACUGUCAUUCAAUCCCAUUUUCCUGAGAAGCCAGACUCCAUUCAAGCAUAAAUAAGGUGAGCCCUGAUUUUGGUUGCUUAAAGACCAAACAUGAGUCUAGCAUGUCUUGUGUGCCAUGGUGUAGAAAGUCCCUCGCACUCUUUUAGGAGUUACUCUGUCUCCAGUUCAGACAACGAGGGAAGAUGUUCUGCAAUGGCAAACUGCUUAACCAGGAAGUCAUCUGUUCCAGCUCCAAGAUCAAAUUCAUCUCGACAGUCAACAUCCAAGGUGACCCCACAUCCAAGCUUUCAGAACCCCAGUGGAAUGACUGGUGCUCCACGUCUAGUCCGAAGUCAUGCUGUAAGAAGGGACCUUGUGAGGGACUGGAACUUCGAUGAGCUUCUGAUGGAGCGCUAGUUUGUUAUGGUUUGGGGUUAGGAGAAUGGAGGUCUCUGUCCCGUUGAGACAGCAUUAGAGCUUUAUCUUUGCUUUUUUCUACAUUAUGCUAGAUGUCCCAGUGGGUGCAAUUGAACUUACUUUUCCACUAGAAGAGUUUGAGCAUUUGUUACCAUCUUAGUAAUACUAAAUCCGAAACACUGUUCGCGAUCUUUGGCUCUUUGCAAGUAUGCCUUGGAAUAUGUAAGUUGUGAAUAAAUUUGAGUGAAAUGUGUUACGCAAUCUGAUGUUUUUUUCUCUCCU
This is a messenger RNA of Rubroshorea leprosula, 811 nucleotides long. Lineage: Eukaryota; Viridiplantae; Streptophyta; Magnoliopsida; Malvales; Dipterocarpaceae. The record is from the annotation of a GenBank genome assembly.